GCCCGGAAAGAACUCCGGUUGGAUUAAGUUACCGACUUGAUAGCUGUUAAAAAACUGCUGUAAUACGGCUUGAAGUUAAUUUAAGCGAUAGUGAUUUACGGCUGGUGGUUAGAUUAUGGAGAUAAACUGUUUGUGCUGUUCGAAUUAUAUUAUUGGUUUAGUUGGUUUUUAAAUAAAGAAAAGACAUUGUAAAGGAAUAAACAAUUUCGUAUUAAACAAGUAGUGACCAUGAGGGAGAAGGUGUUAUAUAAUUUAUUAAUUGUGUUAUUUUGGAUUCAUUUCUCACAUGCUGCGCAGCCGAAAGAGGUUGUUGUUGCCAUCGACUCUCACGCCAAAACACAAUAUCAUGAGGCUGAUUUCGGAAACAGCGCUUACGAUUUCGGUUAUGAGGUUGGACCAAAUGGACAAUUUCACCACGAAACUCGUGGACCCGAUGGAGUUACUUAUGGUUGCUAUGGGUACAUAGACCCAGAAGGAUAUUUAAGGGCCACUUCCUAUGUCGCAGAUUCUAUGGGUUAUCGUGUUGUAGAACCGAAUACUGAUAUAGAAAUAUUUCCAGAAAACUCUAGCAGUGGAAAACAACUAGGAAACGUAAAUGACAAUUUGCCUAGGAAAGGGAGAUUUACGGCAUGGAAAGACCUCUAUUUCCCGACCGGUUGUGGAAUGUUCGCGGGUGGCAUUAAGCUUGGACAGAAGGUGACUUUGCCGCUUCCUUCCUCGGUAGCAGGUCCAGAAUCACACAAACUGGCUUCGGCUGGUUCAGGAAACGCUGUACAGUCAACAUCUAGUGAUUUAGGAAAACCAUCGAAACAAAAGCCAGUUACCUAUGAUAAAGGACAAUACAAACCAGAUUCAUCUAAAGCGUCUGAAAUUGGAAAAUACAAAGCAGAUAAAAAUAAACCGGAUCAAAGUGGACAAUACAGACCCAGUGCAGAGAGAUUGGGCGGUAGUGGAGCCCCUCAACAAUAUGGUAAAUUAGGAACUACAGGUGGUCUUGGCGGGCAAAAUGGUUUAGGUGCUUUAGGACUAUCUGGUCCAGGAAAUUCACCUAGAACUGACUUUAGUAGACCAGGAAUCUUUGGUAGUGCAAGUAAUUUAAGUGGACCGAAAGGCGUGAAAGGACAAGAUGCUUCAGGUAGUAGCGGUAAAUAUAAACCAGAUAAGUUUAGGUCGGAUCAAAGUGGCCGAUAUAGACCUGAUAACACUGGCCAAUAUGUUCAUCAAGCUGGACCUGAUGGACCUGAAGCUCAAAAUUACAUUCAUCAAGGUGGUCCAGAUGGCAGUUUAGGUGGAUUUGGUGGAUUGGGUGGUUCAGGUUUGGGCGGGCCAAAGGGCACACAAACUUUUGGCGACGCUAAAGGUCCAAAAGGCCCAGGUGGUCCACAAGGUCCAGGUGGUCCACAAGGUCCAGGUGGUCUACAAGGUCCAGGUGGUCCACAAGGUCCAGGUGGUCCACAAGGUCCAGGUGGUCCAAAAGGUCCAGGUGGUCUACAAGGUCCAGGUGGUCCACAAGGUCCAGGUGGUCCACAAGGUCCAGGUGGUCCACAAGGUCCAGGUGGUCCACAAGGUCCAGGUGGUCCACAAGGUCCUGGUGGUCCACAAGGUGGUCCACAAGGUCCAGGUGGUCUACAAGGUCCAGGUGGUCCACAAGGUCCGGGUGGUCCACAAAGUCCAGGUGGUCCACAAGGUCCAGGUGGUCCGAAAGGCCUUGGUGGUUCGAGUGCAACAGGAACGGGUCUGGGAAUUCCGGGAGGCCAACAAGUUCCAGGUUCAUCUGGUUUCGGUGGUGCAGUUCGUCCUGGCGGUAUAUCUACUCCAAUUGGCACAGUCUUUGGCAAACCCGGUGGCUCAGGAAUAAAGGGCACUGGUAGUUUUGGGAGUGUAUCAAGCAUCACUAAAGGUGCUGGUGGUCAGAAUGCAUUAGAUCAAAGAAGCAGAUAUAGACCCGACAAAUAUAAUCCAGAUGAAAGUGGUCAAUAUAAACCGGGUAAUGAUGGUCAAUAUGUUCAUCAAGCAGGACCAGAUGGACCAGGAGCAAGAGAUUACAUACAUCAAGGGGGUUCAGGUGGCGGGUUUGGCGAUUUUGGUGGAUCGGGAAGACCUGGAGGACCCGGAGGUCCGAUAAAAUUCGGUGAAUCUGGAGGUCCAAAGGGCGUUGGUGGUCUUGCUGGAAUAGGAGGUUCGAGAGGCCCGGGCGGUCCAAAAGGCUCAAGUGGGAUAGGUGGUCCAAGCGGAACCGGUGGUCCCGGCGGGUCAGGUAGUCCAAGCGGACUAGGUGGUCCAAGUGGGCCCGGUGGUCCAGGAGGACCCCACGGCCCGAGUGGGCUCGGUGGUCCUGGAGGACCCCGUGGUCCAAGUGGGCUCGGUGGUUCAGGAGGACCCCGUGGUCCAAGUGGGCCUGGUGGUCCAGGAGGGGCUGCUGGUCCAACAGGCCCAGGAGGCCCAACAGGUUUAGGUGGUCUAGGCAUUCAAAGUAUUUCAAGCAACUUUGGAAGUGCUGGAAAAUUACCGGGUAGCACAGGAAGCUUAAUUAGACCAGGCGGUUUUAUCAAAGAGCCACAACAGUUUGGGGCUUCUAAGGGUACGAAAGUUUCAACACCGGGUGGCUCUGACAGUCCUGCAAGAACUGGCGCCCCAUCUGAAAGCGGUCGAUAUAGACCAGAUAAGUUUAAAUCGGAUCAAAGUGGGAAAUAUAAACCGGACAGUGAUGGUCAAUAUGUUCAUCAAGCUGGGCCAAGUGGACCAGGAGCACAAGAUUACAUACAUCAAGGAAGUCCAGGUGGCGGCUUUGGUGGAUCCGGAAGACCUGGUAGACCCGGGAGUUCGAUAGGAUUUGGUGGUCCAGGUGGCACAGAAGGUUCGAGAGGCGCGGGCGGUCCAAAAGGUUCAGGUGGUCCAAGCGGUUUCGGUGGCCUAAGUGGACCUGGUGGUCCUAGCGGGCUCAGUGGUCCAAGCGGAUCCGGUGGUCCAAGUGGGCCUAGUGGUCCAAGUGGGCCUAGUGGUCUAAGUGGGCCUAGCGUUACAAGUGGGCCAAGUGGUCCAAAUGGGCCAAGUGGUCCAAGUGGGCCAAGUGGUCCAAGUGGGCCAAGUGGUCCAAGAGGUUCCGGUGGUCCGAAAGGUGUAGGUGGUCCGAAAGGUGUAGGUGGUCCUGGUGUUGGAAGUCCUGCGAUAACAGGCGUCCCAUCUGAAAGUGGUCAAUAUAGGCCAGAUAGAUAUAAACCGGAUGAAAGUGGGCAAUAUAAACCAGAUAAUGAUGGUCAAUAUGUUCAUCAAGCUGGGCCAGAUGGACCUGGAGCUCCAGAUUACAUACAUCGUGAGGGUCCAGGUGAUUUAUGA
Ctenocephalides felis (cat flea) is the source of this 3336-nucleotide messenger RNA. RefSeq names its product collagen alpha-1(I) chain-like. Bases 229 to 3336 code for a protein of 1035 amino acids. NCBI's taxonomy places the organism in Eukaryota, Metazoa, Arthropoda, Insecta, Siphonaptera, Pulicidae. The record is from RefSeq and is a predicted model, not a curated record. The transcript is spliced from 17 exons.